Cucumis sativus (cucumber) is the source of this 1680-nucleotide messenger RNA. RefSeq names its product mitochondrial uncoupling protein 2. Lineage: Eukaryota; Viridiplantae; Streptophyta; Magnoliopsida; Cucurbitales; Cucurbitaceae. Gene Ontology annotation, molecular function: oxidative phosphorylation uncoupler activity. Gene Ontology annotation, cellular component: mitochondrial membrane. Gene Ontology annotation, biological process: mitochondrial transport; mitochondrial transmembrane transport. The record is from RefSeq and is a predicted model, not a curated record. Bases 518 to 1420 code for a protein of 300 amino acids. The transcript has 9 exons.
CCAAAAAGUACUUUGAUGAAUUGAUUGUUGUCCGUUUUGUUGUUCGUGCGUCCCCUCCAUACGAAUUAGGAAGCGUCAUCCACUGUAUUGCGAAUUUUCAAGUACGAGGACCAUGUGAUGUAAUUCUCUUACAUCGGACACGUAGCUCAAACCUCCUCUCGCCGUCGGAGGAAGCUGCUGGUGGCGGGCCUUCCCUUUCCGGAGCUCAUCGCCGACGGUGGUAAUGUCCAUUUCAUCUUCAUCUUUUCCAUUACCAAUUUGACUUACUGGAUUUAAUACCUAGAGAAUACUUGAUAGUACAGCUACCGCUGAGAAAAGAGAUAAGAUUUGGAUUUGAAAGGCCGUCAAUGGUGGCCAUCUCACCCGGUUUCAUCGACGUUCCUUUGCUUCUCCAUUACGUUUCGACUUCCAUUAUUUAAUUCCAACCCUAAUUUCACUGUUCUACUCCAUCUGAGCAUUGGUCUUUCACCUUGCCUUUUACAAUUCCCAUUCUCUUCCUCUGUUUCUCCCUCCUAAAAUGGCAGAUCCUCAGUCCCAGACAGAUUUCUCAUUCUUUCAGAUAUUUCUAUGUAGUGCUUUCGCCGCUUGCAUUGCCGAGCUAUGUACUAUCCCUUUAGACGUUGCAAAAGUAAGGCUUCAGCUGCAGAAGAGAGCUGCUGCUGCAGAUGGGGCAGGCCAAUCGAAAUAUAGGGGAUUACUGGGAACUAUUACCACCAUCGCUAGGGAAGAAGGUUUACCAGCUCUUUGGAAGGGAGUUAUUGCAGGAUUACAUCGUCAGUGUAUUUAUGGAGGCCUAAGGAUUGGGCUAUAUGAUCCUGUUAAACUAUAUUUGGUCGGCAAUAAUUUUGUUGGAGAUAUACCUCUUCAUCAGAAGAUACUUGCUGCUUUGUUUACUGGUGCCUUAGCAAUUUCUGUGGCAAAUCCAACUGAUCUUGUCAAGGUUCGCCUUCAAGCUGAAGGAAAGUUGCCAGCUGGGGUACCUAGACGUUAUUCAGGCACUUUAGAUGCAUAUUUUACCAUUAUAAGACAGGAAGGAUUGAUAGCUUUGUGGACAGGCAUUGGUCCAAACAUAGCAAGGAAUGCUAUUAUUAAUGCCGCAGAACUAGCAAGUUAUGACCAAGUGAAGCAGAUGAUUUUGAAAAUUCCAGGAUUCCUGGACAAUGUUUUUACUCACCUCCUAGCUGGUCUAGGUGCAGGUUUCUUUGCGGUUUGCAUUGGUUCCCCAGUUGACGUGGUCAAAUCAAGAAUGAUGGGAGAUCCAACCUACAAAAAUACCAUCGAUUGUUUCGUUAAAACCUUAAAGAAUGAGGGGCCUUUUGCCUUCUAUAAAGGAUUUCUUCCAAAUUUUGGUCGGCUUGGAUCUUGGAAUGUAGUCAUGUUUCUGACUCUUGAGCAAGCAAGGAAGCUUUUUGGCCUAUGAAACCUUUUGGUGGAAAACUGCUUCUUUGGGGGCGCACCAUGGAUUUUUUUCUCCUUCAAUGAUGGCCCCCACGUUUCUCUCCGAUUCAAUCCAAUGUAUUAUAAAUUAGUAAUAAUAGUAAUAUACUUAUUCUUCUAAUCAUUCAAUAGAGUUUUAACCAAACUCCAGAUUUCUUAUAUUUAAAUUUCCCUAUGCUUUUAGGGGUUAUUUUUGUACCAAGGAUGCUUUUAGCAAUAUGCCAUCAACCAUCUUCUCUCACA